Messenger RNA from Ornithorhynchus anatinus (platypus), 3957 nucleotides. It is a transcript of the gene CIROZ, whose product is annotated as chromosome 5 C1orf127 homolog. Bases 1 to 3105 code for a protein of 1034 amino acids. NCBI's taxonomy places the organism in Eukaryota, Metazoa, Chordata, Mammalia, Monotremata, Ornithorhynchidae. The transcript has 10 exons. The record is from RefSeq and is a predicted model, not a curated record.
AUGAUUUUCACCUGGACCUUCCCCCGCUUGGUGAACAACGACAGUUCACGCCAGGUGGUUGAAAUCUCAGAAGAUGACGUUGAAUGCUUCUCGGAUUAUAUGGCCCUCUGGAUCCCCAAGAGCCACGCAGACGGACUGAAGCAGUGGUUGUCCCGGACACUGCAUAUGCCAAUGACCUGGGAAUCUCUGGAAUGGCCAAGCCCUUUGCUGGCCCAAUGUGGCUAUUCUCUGCACCCUGAUCCGAAUGGCGAUUAUAUCUUCCAAGUCCUCUACACAGCCUGCUUUGUGCAACAGGAGGAAGCAAAUUACAGGUUGGAAAUCAGGAUCUUCCAAAAAGGAGCAAAAGGAUUCGGGCAAAGAGAUAGCUACAUAAUGAAGUGCCCUGUGAUUACUUCCUGGUUGGGCCAAGAGAGUAUCCGUUGUGAACCAGAGUUCAUUCAGGUGUCUCGGCCCUUGCCCCAGCGAAACCCCAAUGGACAGGAUGCCUGGUUGCUGUCCCUGCGAGGUGAAAUGGUAGCCUCGCUUGAAGAUGCCAGUCUGUUGGGCCUCUAUGUGGAAACCAAUACCACCACCAUCACUGUCCAGGGCUCAAGACAGCCCCUCCUGCAACGGAGGGAGGUUAGAGGGGAAAUGAACAUGACGGUGGAGAUUCUACCUCUUUGGAUGGUUCAGGAUAAUUACGCCUAUUCUUUGGAAGCCAGCUGCCCCCUGGUGUCAUCCCAACCAGGGUCAGAAGUCUUGGUGCACAUCCCUAAAAGGAGAUUGGGACUGGUCAAAAGAGGCUCCCACGCCCUAGAGACUCUGAGUCUGAAAAAUCUCCACGUCAACCAAUCAAACACCUUCACAGUCACGGAAAACAGACAUUUUGUGGUGAUCGCCAUCCCCGCCACCGCUGUGCUCCAGACCCAGCAGUGUCAGGAAGCCCAAGAGCCCCUGGGGUGGCAGGCUUUCUACAGAUUAGACCUGAGUUUGGAAUUUGCUGAAGUUCCCAGGCCCGUCCACUGGACUGUGGAGAAUUUUUUCAACUGCAUCGAUAAGCCCGUACCUUCAGGCACAGAACCAUCUUUCUCAACUGCCGCUCGGAAUGCAACGUGUUCCUCUCCGUCACCUUCUCAUCCCUCAAACCCUCCUCUAGCAGGUUGUCAGCCUGCUCCCUCUUCCCAAGUCACAGCCUGGACUUCGGGAAGAAACCUGCAUGGCCGGCCUUCUGGUGUUCCAGAAAACACCAAUCCAGAGCCAUUUCUAGAGCUGGGAGCCUCCAGGGAACAAAGUCUUGCUGGAAACCCUGCUGUGGCUGACAGAACAAACUUCCACCUCCCUUCCCAUAGGGCUACAGAGGGCACCCUUAGGACAGUCAGUGAUCCCACAGUGACCACCACAGCAAUCCCAGCCUCUCCCUCGCCAGAUAGGGCCAGAGUCCUCAAGAGCGUCCACUUCAGGAGAACCACCCCUGCAGCUCUCUCACCUGGUCCACAACCACUUUCUCUGUCCUUGAGGAGGAACAACACGAGAACCAGGAUGGGAUCAUUGGCGAAACAAACAAUUGAGGCUGCUGGGGCUCCCCUCCCAGUAUUGCCAAGAAGCACUGUGGCGGAAGGGCUGACCGCAAGCCUGCAGAGCUCACUUCGACUUAGAAUGUCCACUGUUCCUGUUAAGGGGCAGGAUGGACCUCUGAGAACCUCAGAGCUGGCUGGGACAGACUUCACCGAAUCGGCAACACCGCCUUCAGAAUACAUGGCCUCUCCCUCCACUGCCCUUUCUCAGAAGAAGGAGCAAGUGCCAUCCUUGAAUGCUUUCCUGCCAGACGAGGCUGGUAGAAUCAGGGAAUCCAUAAUGACCAGUCCCACCCAUGAGGUGGGUGGCUGGAAACACAGCAUGACAACGCAAACAGCAUUUGUGUUCCCUGAACUCCCAGCAGUAACGGCUUCUACCAUGAUUGAGAAAGACCCUACUCUUCCUUCAGUGACCCCAGCGAUUGACCCCAAGGGGACAAAGCACCUCCCCAUUGUCUCCUUUGUUCCAAUCAAGUCACAGAUGUCACCAGUGUACUCCUCCUCUGGGCCAGCUACAGGUUCCUCUCUAUCUCCUUUGCUACUCCCUGGAUCAGAAACAAGCUCAGUGUCCUUGGAGGAAGGAGCUUCUGCUACCCCAGCAGGCAAACCUGCCACACUGUGGCCCAAACAGAAGGCAUCCCUGAUGAGAAUUUUCCAAUAUCCAACAGAUAGCCGAGGAGUGAAGGUAGAAAUCCAACAUGGCGGUCUCAAGUCUGCAAAGAGAGAGGAGGGUGCGCACGAUUCACCCAAUGGCACCCGGGAAUCGGCAGGCUCACAGACAGAAUUCUCUAGAUCAGACGUUCCUGUUCCAACCAAGCGCACCCCUGAUUUUCCCCAGGUUAGAAAGAAAGGGCUAUGGGUAACAAAUCAGCCCCUACCUAAACCACCAGGACAGACAGCUCUGAAUUCUGAGCCUUGGACAAACGUCCCUUUGCUUUGGAAAGAAUCAACAUAUGCUACAGCAGAAGGAAUAAGAAAGAUCUCAGCAGCAGCUCUGGUUGAAUUUAAUAGCUCCGAGGCUUCCAGGGAGCUGCUAAGGGCCUCUGUGUCUCCACCCUCCGCGUCAUAUGCUGCCAAACAUCAGGGUAGGCUCGGCUCUGCAACACACUCUCUCCCAGCAUUCUCAUCAAUGGAUAACGAUCACCUGACAGUUUCUUCAAAGAGUCCACUGACCAACCUCUCUCAGCCCGCUCUGGUCAUCAAUAAAAUCAGAGGUGGGAGGGUAAGAGCGAAACCGGCAAAUAGUGACCCCGAGGACUUUGAAAUGCAAAGCACAGGGUCACCACCGGGCCCGAUAGGAGGCCUUGCCGAGUUGGCAGGUGUACAGAGGUUGAGUCUGUGGCCUCCCUGGAUACCAACCCCUGGGCCAUCCUCUUCAUUGUUUCCUGAAACUGGUCCACCUUCCAUCUCUAGCCUGACAGAGCCCAGCGAGGAUCCACUCACUGACAGUUUAUCAUUACAACAGGAGUUUAUGAACACCACUUUGUCAGCAGGGACUGGUGCUAACAUGCCAACUGGGCUUCAAACUGAUGCAGCCAAAAGCUCCCCGUGAAAGGCUGCAUCUGCCCGGCUUGGCCCGAUCACCACUGAAGAGUCAAUAAAGAGGCAAGCAUCUAGUGGACAGCAGGGAAAAGUAGAAUCGUGCCUUCUGCAAAAGAGCAUGUUUUGAUGUUGCUUAAAGAAUUUGCCUCUGUACUGAUGGAGCUCUCUGGGGUGACUAGUUUUCUUAGGGAACGGGCUGUUGGAAGAUUUCUCAUUGCAGACUAGAGGCUUGGAAUCCAAUGGGCAGAGUGGCUUGCAGUGACCCUAACUAAAAGAUUUUUCUCUCUCCCUUCCCGCCUCCCCUCUCACUCCCUCCCUCCCCCCUGGCCCCCCAAGCUGGUCAGAUUAGGAAGUUAUCAUUCGUCUUUUAUACCUCUUAAAAAAAGCCAGACCAUCAGAAAGAGGGGAAUGCCUUGGCAGAAAUGAGCUUGGACAGUCAUAUUCUUCUGUAGGUCUGUUUCUCACUUAAAGCCCAACCUUGUCCCUGAUUGGGGUCGGAUGUGAAUAGGUGAAGGAGGGGAGCCUGGGCGGGAAGCUGGUCCUCUGGGAGCCUUCCCCGAACUCCCCCACGGCUGGCCCAGGCUCGGCUCCUGCCCGCCCGGCCCGGCCCCUGGUGUUCCGCUGCCGGCUACUUGAGCCCGUCGACCAGCACGUGGCCGAGUGGCGGCCGCAUGUGGGGCACAUCCAUCUGCGGUUGGAGUUCCGGGCCUGGCUGGGCGCCGCAGCCAGGCCUCGGGUCUGCCUUCCACCGGCCGCCCACCCCUAGGACCGCCCCGGGCCGCCGGAGGCCUGCCAUCCCCUCCCAGCAGUGGAAGUGGGUUUUGAAAUGCAGCCAAGACGAGGAGGAUGUCAAUUUCCCCCG